UCUUCUAUUUUGAAAGAUGAAUUAUUGUUUAUUGAUGUUGGUGAUUUGUUAGCUACACUCUUUGUUAUUGAUUGUAAAUGAUGAUGAAAUAUCUAAAAUUGUAAUUUUAAAUAGUAGUUACUAGUUAUUAAUACGCCAAGAUGGAAAAUAAUGGAGGAAAUAGGCCGGACUCUCAAGUAAAUUUGACUAUGAACAGGUCUAUAAGAAUUUUACACUUUAGUGAUGGAGUAGAGGAAGAAAUAGAAGAAGAAAAGGUGAAUGAGCUUCAAAGUGUUAAUAAGACCGAUGCAAAUGUAGAUCCAAAAUCACUAACUUGGGGACCUUGGUUAUCAUAUCAGGCAACAAAAUCAGGAUCAAAGGUUCUAAAUGCAGUGGAUUAUGCAGGGGAAUCAUUGGCUAACUUCUUUGGCAUAACAACACCUAAAUAUCAAAUAGAAAUAAAUGAAUAUGAAAGAUUACAAGAAGAGAAAAAGAAGAUAGAAGAUGAAUCGGCCGGCUGGGUGCCAAAGAAUGGAGGAGGAAAUAUACCUCUAGUACUGAAUGAACCAUUAAAAGUUGUAGGAAACCAUGGUAAUAUGGUUUAAAGAAUUGAAAACUUAAUUUAAAAAAUUAUAAUGUCUAGUGAUCAGCUUUUUAUUGAUGUAACUCUUAACUCUCUCACACUAUUGUUAUUAAAAUGAUUAAAUCUCAA
Molecule: messenger RNA, 691 nt
Organism: Nymphalis io (European peacock)
Lineage: Eukaryota; Metazoa; Arthropoda; Insecta; Lepidoptera; Nymphalidae
Product: protein FAM177B
Exons: 2
Coding region: 141-584 (147 amino acids)
Source: RefSeq, a predicted model, not a curated record